Messenger RNA from Colossoma macropomum (tambaqui), 1619 nucleotides. RefSeq names its product progranulin-like. The coding region runs from base 103 to 1020 and encodes 305 amino acids. Lineage: Eukaryota; Metazoa; Chordata; Actinopteri; Characiformes; Serrasalmidae. The transcript has 6 exons. Gene Ontology annotation, cellular component: extracellular region. The record is from RefSeq and is a predicted model, not a curated record.
CAUCUGCUUGUACGUUGUGUUCACGGGUCAUUGCAGUCACAUGAGGAGCUUGAAGUGAAACAUAUCCCAACUGCUGGCAGACAGAUUCACAACAAGAGCAAGAUGAUUGCUGUGUUGGUGCUGCUCAUGGCAGGGCUGGUCUCCAGCGCUGUAAUCUGUCCUGACGGAACACAAUGUCAGGACAAAAACACCUGCUGUCUAACUGAGAAGGGAUAUGCCUGCUGCCCAUAUCCUAAUGCUGUCUGUUGUCUGGACAAGGCCCACUGCUGUCCAGAAGACUACCACUGUAACCUGCAGACUCAACAUUGUGAGAAACAGAGGUUUCCAUGGUACAGCUUCCCAAUGUCCCCUCAGAUAACUGCUGAGGAAACAGAAGAAAAGCCUCCCUCUCCUGCAGUGGAUAUGUCCAGCCUUUCUGCAUCUGUGGUGCAUUGUGACAGCUAUCAUGUCUGCCCUGAUGGUACAACGUGCUGCAGGUCCCCCUAUGGCACGUGGACCUGCUGCGUGUUCAAUAUAGGCCAGUGCUGUCCUGAUGGCAUCCAUUGCUGUCCAUUUGGUUACCACUGUGACUACACGUCCACUCACUGCCUGCGGGGAAAGCUGAGCCUGCCUGCUUCUCCUCGGAUACCUGCCACGUUCAACAGCACCAAGCAGGAUCAGUGCUGUCUGAGUGAGACGGGCUGCUGUCCCCAAGGGUUCCACUGUGAUGAGGAGAGCAGAACCUGUGUAAAUGACUUUGAAAAGUUGAUUCCAGCGGUUCCUCUGAUGCAGACUUCAGACAGCCAGGUCAAGGCUGGGGUCAUACGCUGCAAUACCCGCUUCUAUUGCCCAGCUGCAUACACCUGCUGCAGGACACCAACUGGCCAGUUUGGAUGUUGUCCAUAUCGUCUGGGUGUGUGCUGUAAGGAUGGAAAGCACUGCUGUGAUUAUGGCUACAAGUGCAGCCCAUCAUCCUCCCAGUGCACAAAAGGCUACACAAGCAUCCCUGCUCGUCCCAAGAAAAAGGCACUGAUCCUCUAAACCCAUGCACUGAUAUAGAUCUCUAAAAGGAAGACUAUUAUCCAUAUAAGGAAUAAAGCAGGGAGCAUGCACUGAUAAAUCAUUUAUUACUCUUUUGAGGUACAUUUUGCCUCUCCAAAUCAAUGUGUCUGCUUAUUUGGUCAAUAAUCUUUAAUGUCUCAGGAUUUUUUCUUUCCAAAGAUAAUCAGCUUUUUUUUACACGAAUCAAGAUUCUGCUUUUAGACUAAUAUAAGAAUUACACACUCAGUCAUACAACAUAAUGCAGUAGUGUAUCAGGCAGUAGUGUCUACAUACAUCACUGUUACUGCUUGAGAGUUGACCACCACUGCAAAAUACCCAGCCAAGAGCAGCUCUGUAGUUACUGACCAUUGUUGAAUGAAGGAUGUGCAGUGAUCAACACCAGCAAGGCGCAGCUGAUCUAAUAUGGCUGUAUAAUGUUGUGAGAAAAAAGUGUGAAAAAACAUUUGAAAUGAUCUGAUUUUCUACAGAACCUGCUACCAAAAUGUGCUCUAAUACUCCUGUUAUAUCAUCCUAAUGAAUAAAGACAAAAUGAGCCACGAUUGUUCAAACCAUUUGUUCGAUCUGGCGCUAUAAAACUG